AUGAAAGCGUUCGAUUGCCUUACCAUCCUCAUCUGUCUUCAAUUGUCUGCAAAUUUGUUGGCACACACAAACGCUCAACCCCAGCCGAGUUCAACGCUUUUCACUGAGUUUUAUGCCGAUUACAAAAAUCAGCACAACAAUGAUGAGCUGAAAUACUCGUAUCACUACUACAUCGAUCAUCCGGAGUCUAUGGUGCAUUUGCAACAUCGCGAAGAGCGCCACGGUACGAGGGUAACUGGCGAGUAUGGUUUGUUGGAGCCCGGCGGUAAUGUGCGUAAUGUCUACUAUACGGUGGAUGGGAAUGGCGGCUUUCGUGCCAGCGUACACACGCGUACGGCAGCGAGCAGCACACGUCAACUGUUUCGUCUACAAAAACAACAGCCAAAGGAACCCAUACAACAUGCACAGCCAGUGGCCUUUAUCAAUUGAGGAGAGAACUUUGGAAUUUGGACUAAGAAAGUGACAAAUAUUCUAAAAUCUUAAUUAAUAAUAUUUCUUUAA
This is a messenger RNA of Zeugodacus cucurbitae (melon fly), 501 nucleotides long. RefSeq lists its product as uncharacterized. The record is from RefSeq and is a predicted model, not a curated record. The transcript is spliced from 2 exons. Lineage: Eukaryota; Metazoa; Arthropoda; Insecta; Diptera; Tephritidae. Gene Ontology annotation, cellular component: extracellular matrix. Bases 1 to 429 code for a protein of 142 amino acids.